AUGCCACCUGCGACUGCUCAGAGUAGUUCUGCUACUCAAAAGCUUGUGACUCCGGGAUUUAACGCCGGCGCAAGACCAUACAGAUCUCACAAAGUUCGGGCUUGUGACUUGUGUAGAAAGCGCAAGUCCCGAUGCACGGUGGAUAUCCCAGGCCAGUCAUGUCUCCUAUGCCGAGUCCAGGGAGCAGAUUGUCAUUACCAAGAAGAAUCCAAUCACGAUACGUCCAUUGCUAAUGGCCCCGACCCUAAGAGAUGGUCCGUCGAUAAUACCAGUGAAAGCUUGCCCUCUGGCCAGAAGCGCAAGCGUACCCCCCACAGCGAUUCGCCUCCCAGUCGUCCACGAGAAAGUACCUCCACCCUACCCCGCGCGAGUUCCGUAGUGGACAGCCGCGGAAGCGAAACCCGACGACAAGGAGUUGAAGAUCCUCACAAUGAAUCUGUUCAUAUCGUUGGUCCCGUUGUUGCAGAUGAUGCACAGGUAAUCGAGAAGUUUAUGCCGCCAGAGCAUUCCAACACGAACGAGGACCCUAACAGCCAUCCGUACAAUGUUUACUCAAACGAUCCGAGAAAACCCAUCCUCUAUACAACUAUCUCUAGGCGGAGGCAGGGCAUGCGAGUUGGCAUCCCACCGGGAGAGAACCAGAAAGAAGUUCUCGAACAGAUACUCGGGCCAUUCAGGCAUGAUCUAGUUAGGCUUUUUAUAGACAGGUUCAAUGUAGCAUUCCCAAUCUUUGAUGGCGACAGCUUUUGGGAGGCAUACAUGUCGGAAGUCCCAGGGGAACCACCUGCGUCUCUGAUAUGUCAGGUCUAUUCCAUGUCGCUUGUCUACUGGAAACAUGUGCCGAAGCUUGCCAGCCACCCCAAACCGGAUGUCCGAUAUGCAGUCAACAUGACCGUGGCCGCCCUCCACGAGGAGUUCUCUGCCCCGGGCUUGUCGACAAUAAGCUGUGCUCUGAUUGAUCUAACCGGGCGGCCAAUAUUCUCCAUGACCGGCAAUGCUAUCAGUUGCGGUCGAAUGAUAUCUCUCGCUCACUGCCUUGGCCUGAAUCGAGACCCCAGCCACUGGAAGGUCUCUCAGAGGGAGAAAGAUCAUCGUAUACGAUUAUGGUGGGGUGUGGUGAUACAUGAUCGCUGGGGGAGCUUUGGUCACGGUGUACCUCCCCAAAUUGCCAAGAAUCAAUACGAUGUCCCACUCCCUACAGUCGACGGUUUACUGUCGCCGAAUGGUCGCACCAAUGAACGCGUGAGGGCCGCUCACUGCCACAUUGCGCUGUGUCGCUUGACAGAGAUCCUUGGUGAGCUCAUGCCACUUGUAUACGGCUUGCAACACCGAGUUUCCCGCGAGACUUCCAAGAGAUUACGACAGAUCAGAACUGAUCUCGACAUGUGGGAGGAUUCUCUUCCUGACUGGCUGAAGUCACCAGCAAGUACUAGCACGGAGGAACGUAUCUCUGGGACAUGUAGCUUGCAGCUGGCUUUCCUGGCCGUCAAGAUGCUUGAGGUCAAUAGUGCAGAUACCGAUAACCCAGAGGCACGGCGCUACUUCCAAACGGAAUGCCGACGCUCCGCUGAAGAAAUCGUUCAAUUUAUCUCCUCACUUCGGAAAGAGAACUUCCAGGAGUUCUGGUUGCCUUACAGCGCCUUCCAUCUCACAUCCACCGCCACUCUUCUCGUCCGCUGCGCGCUGGAAACCACAGACACGGACGUAGCUCGCUCCUGUAUCAACAACGUGGAGAUGUUCCGGAGUAUAUUACGCCGCGUCCGAGAAGAGGAAGACUGGGAUGUAGCGGACAUGUGCCUGGACCACUGCGAUCGGAUCCUCAACAGACUCCCUGGCAACGGAAGCACCCCUGACCUCAACUUCAGUGGUGUUGUGCAGCCUGAUAAUCGCCUGGUGAACCCGGCUGCAAUUUCGCUUCCCGAAACGCAGACGAAUAAUGAUAUUGUUGACGAUAUGAUGUCCAUCUCGGGGACUUUUGGUACGAUGGAUGGUUUCCCGUUUGAUAUGACGGGUAUCUGGGAUGUCUCUGUUUUCCAGGACGUGAAUUUACCAUGA
This is a messenger RNA of Aspergillus bombycis, 2055 nucleotides long. Its product is annotated as putative C6 transcription factor. Lineage: Eukaryota; Fungi; Ascomycota; Eurotiomycetes; Eurotiales; Aspergillaceae. Gene Ontology annotation, molecular function: DNA-binding transcription factor activity, RNA polymerase II-specific; DNA binding; zinc ion binding. Bases 1 to 2055 code for a protein of 684 amino acids. The transcript has 5 exons. Gene Ontology annotation, cellular component: nucleus. The record is from RefSeq and is a predicted model, not a curated record. Gene Ontology annotation, biological process: DNA-templated transcription.